This is a messenger RNA of Fulmarus glacialis (Northern fulmar), 1902 nucleotides long. RefSeq names its product CAP, adenylate cyclase-associated protein 1 (yeast) (gene CAP1). Lineage: Eukaryota; Metazoa; Chordata; Aves; Procellariiformes; Procellariidae. Bases 15 to 1424 code for a protein of 469 amino acids. The transcript is spliced from 12 exons. Gene Ontology annotation, cellular component: cytoplasm. The record is from RefSeq and is a predicted model, not a curated record. Gene Ontology annotation, molecular function: actin binding; adenylate cyclase binding. Gene Ontology annotation, biological process: cell morphogenesis; regulation of adenylate cyclase activity; cytoskeleton organization.
GGACAGCGGUAGAUAUGGAAAGAUUGGUUGAGCGGUUGGAGAAGGCUGUGGAGCGCCUGGAGACGGUGUGCCAAGGACCUGGCAUGUGUGGAGAUGGCCCUUCCAAAGGAGUGGCUCAGUACGUGCAGGCUUUUGAUGCCCUUCUGGCUGGCCCAGUAGCUGAGUACAUCAAGAUCAGCAAAGAAGUUGGCGGGGAUGUGCAGAAACAUGCUGAGAUGGUUCAUGUGGGCUUGAUGAGUGAGAGGGCUCUUCUGGUGAUGGCAUCUCAACAUCAGCAGCCAACAGAGAAUGCAUUUUCAUCGCUUCUGAAACCAAUUUCAGAGCAAAUCCAGACGGUGCAGAAUUUCAGGGAGAAGAACCGUGGUAGCAAACUGUUCAAUCACUUAUCAGCAGUCAGCGAGAGCAUCCCAGCCCUGGGCUGGGUGGCCAUGGCUCCAAAGCCUGGUCCUUAUGUGAAGGAAAUGACUGAUGCUGCCAUGUUUUAUACCAACCGGAUCCUCAAGGAGUACAAGGAUGUAGAUAAAAAGCAAGUGGACUGGGUGAAAGCUUAUCUGAGUAUCUGGACAGAACUGCAGGCCUAUAUCAAAGAGUAUCACACCACAGGGCUGACUUGGAGCAAAACAGGUCCCAUAGCAACAGAAGGGGCUAACUCUCCAUCCGCUCCCCCAGCUGGGGCUGCGCCUCCCCCACCAGGCCCUCCUCCCCCACCUGCUCCUGCCCCCACAAGCUCCAGCACAGAUGAUUCUGCCUCCCGCUCCGCGCUCUUCGCCCAGAUCAAUCGGGGAGAAGGCAUCACCUCUGGCUUAAGGCAUGUUUCAGACGACAUGAAGACCCACAAGAAUCCAGCACUGAAGAACCAAGGGGGUCCUGUUAGAAGUGGACCCAAACCUUUCACUGCUCCCAAACCAGCCUGUAAUGCUAAUCCCUCCCAAAAAACCUCUCCAAAGGCACCUGCGUUGCUAGAAUUAGAGGGCAAAAAGUGGAGAGUGGAAAACCAGGAGAAUGCCACUAACCUGGUAAUCAGUGACACAGAGUUGAAGCAGGUAGCAUAUGUUUUCAAGUGCACAAAUAGUACACUCCAAAUCAAAGGCAAGAUCAACUCCAUCACCCUCGAUAACUGUAAGAAGCUAGGGCUGGUGUUCGAUGAUGUGGUGGGCAUCGUAGAGAUCAUAAACAGCAGGGACGUUAAAGUUCAGGUAAUGGGUAAAGUGCCAACGAUUUCCAUCAACAAGACAGACGGUUGCCAUGUGUAUCUGAGCAAGAACUCCCUAGACUGCGAAAUCGUCAGUGCCAAGUCAUCAGAGAUGAAUGUCCUUAUUCCCACAGAGGGUGGUGACUUUACUGAAUUCCCUGUCCCAGAACAGUUCAAGACAGUGUGGAAUGGUCAGAAAUUGGUUACCACUGUGACGGAAAUUGCUGGCUAAGCAGAAAAGCUCCAAGGCUCAUGCCCUCCCCUGGCCCUGCUGUGGGACAAAUCUGCUUUCAGAUGAUUCUCUUAGAUUUCUUGUACCUUUCUGCUCUCAAACUGCUUCUCUUCUACCCGAGAGACACAGCUACCUGCCGUCACUGAAAUACCUCUGGCUGGGGUUUGGUGUAGGUGGCGGGUCAGUUAUCGUCCACAUCUAUUAGCAGGAAGGUGUAAUUUUUUUUUUCCCUCCCCUUGUCCGAUCUAACUGCACCAAUUGAUCAAGUCAGAUUUUUGGUGAACUUCACAGCCGGUACUGGCAGUUGGCUUUCAGAGUGUUGUUCGGGUUUUUUUGUAUUGCCUUUAAGCAAACUGUUCAUGUGAGAGAGGAAUGUUGUCCCCUUUUUAACAAGUAAUGGUUUAUGUCAGGGUCCAGAGUACCCAGUGGCUAUGGCAAAUGUCUCAAGAAGGUCCUGGAAGCUGCUAAUUCCAGCUCU